This is a messenger RNA of Opisthocomus hoazin, 4746 nucleotides long. The record is from RefSeq and is a predicted model, not a curated record. Lineage: Eukaryota; Metazoa; Chordata; Aves; Opisthocomiformes; Opisthocomidae.
AGCUGUGUGUUCAGAGGCACCUGUGCAUGAGAAGUUUGUUCUAUGGCCUCAGAGCUGGGUGCCAGGGAGGAUGGCAGCUGCUCAGAGCUGGCAAAACCCCUCUAUCUGCAAUAUCUGGAGAAAGCUCUGCAACUGGAUCAGUUUCUACAACAGACAUCUGCCAUCUUUAACAGGAGUAUAUCCAGUGAUGAAAGUGAAGAUGGAUUGGAUGACAAUCCUUUGCUGCCUCAGUCUGGGGAUCCCCUGAUGCAAGUUAAGGAAGAGCCUCCAAACUCUUUGCUUGGGGAAUCUUCUGGAGCAGGGAAUUCUGGGAUGCUGAAUGCACAUUCUCUGAAUGGAGUACUGCAGCCAGAACAAAAGUCUGAAAAAGGGAGCUUGUAUAAUUUUUCCAAACUGAAGAAAAGCAGAAAGUGGCUGAAGAGUAUCCUUCUGAGUGAUGACUCCAGUGACACAGAUUCACCAAGUGAUGAAGAUGGAGAGGAGGAAGAAGAAUUUUCACUUUCGAGGGAAGAACUUCACAAUAUGCUGCGAUUACACAAAUAUAAGAAACUGCAUCAAAGUAAAUACAGCAAAGACAAAGAGUUGCAGCAAUAUCAAUACUACAGUGCAGGACUGCUGUCUACACAUGAUCCUUACUACGAGCAGCAGCGCCACCUGCUAGGGCCCAAGAAAAAGAAGUUCAAAGAAGAGAAAAAAUUAAAAGGCAAGUUGAAAAAAGUAAAGAAAAAGAGGAGACGAGAUGAAGAACUCUCUUCAGAGGAGUCACCACGACGCCACCAUCACCAGACCAAAGUUUUUGCCAAGUUUUCUCAUGAUACGCCACCACCUGGAUCCAAGAAAAAGCAUUUGACUGUUGAGCAACUUAAUGCACGUCGGCGGAAAGUGUGGCUUAGCAUUGUUAAAAAGGAGUUGCCAAAGGCAUACAAACAAAAAGCCUCAGCCCGCAACCUUUUUCUAACCAACAGCAAAAAGCUUGCCCAUCAGUGCAUGAGGGAGGUACGUCGAGCUGCUAUCCAGGCCCAGAAAAACUGCAAGGAAACUCUACCACGAGCACGUCGUCUUACCAAAGAGAUGCUUCUCUAUUGGAAAAAGUAUGAAAAGGUGGAAAAAGAACAUCGCAAAAGAGCUGAGAAAGAGGCUCUGGAGCAACGCAAGCUGGAUGAGGAGAUGAGAGAGGCUAAGAGGCAGCAGCGAAAACUUAACUUCCUGAUCACACAAACUGAAUUAUAUGCCCAUUUUAUGAGUCGUAAACGAGAUAUUGGACAUGAUGGAAUACAGGAGGAAAUCCUACGCAAACUGGAAGACAGCUCUACCCAAAGGCAGAUUGAUAUUGGCGGAGGAGUAGUGGUCAAUAUCACCCAAGAAGAUUAUGAUAGUAACUAUUACAAGGCCCAAGCUCUGAAGAAUGCUGAAGAUGCUUACCAGAUUCAUCAGGCCCGGACCAGAUCAUUUGAUGAAGAUGCAAAGGAAAGUCGGGCAGCUGCUUUACGGGCUGCUAACAAGUCUGGUACUGGCUUUGGAGAAAGCUACAGUUUAGCAAACCCAUCUAUCCGGGCAGGAGAAGAUAUUCCGCAGCCUACUAUUUUCAAUGGAAAACUGAAAGGUUACCAACUGAAAGGCAUGAAUUGGCUGGCCAACCUAUAUGAGCAGGGCAUCAAUGGAAUCCUGGCAGAUGAAAUGGGUCUGGGUAAAACAGUACAAAGUAUUGCUCUCCUUGCACAUCUGGCUGAGAGAGAGAACAUCUGGGGACCUUUUUUAAAAAUUCCCCCUGCCUCUACUCUUAACAACUGGCACCAGGAGUUUGCCAGAUUUGUACCUAAAUUUAAGGUGCUACCUUAUUGGGGAAAUCCCCAUGAUAGAAAGGUGAUCAGGAAGUUCUGGAGUCAGAAGACAUUGUAUACUCAGGAUGCUCCUUUCCAUGUGGUGAUUACCAGUUAUCAGCUAGUAGUACAGGAUGUGAAGUAUUUCCAGCGAGUGAAGUGGCAAUAUAUGGUGCUGGAUGAAGCGCAAGCACUCAAAAGUAGCUCCAGUGUUCGUUGGAAGAUCCUGCUGCAGUUCCAGUGUCGAAAUAGGUUGUUGUUGACUGGGACCCCAAUCCAGAACACGAUGGCUGAGCUGUGGGCCCUGCUGCAUUUUAUCAUGCCAACGCUGUUUGAUUCCCAUGAAGAGUUCAAUGAGUGGUUUUCUAAAGACAUAGAGAGCCAUGCAGAGAACAAAUCCGCUAUUGAUGAGAACCAGCUGUCCCGCUUGCACAUGAUCCUGAAGCCUUUCAUGUUGAGAAGGAUCAAGAAGGAUGUGGAAAAUGAGCUGUCGGAUAAGAUUGAAAUUCUUAUGUACUGCCAGCAGACAAGUCGACAGAAACUGUUGUACCAAGCUCUGAAAAACAAAAUCUCUAUUGAUGACCUCCUGCAGUCCUCAAUGGGCACUACUCAGCAAGCACAGACCACCACUAGUAGUCUCAUGAAUCUAGUCAUGCAGUUCAGGAAGGUGUGCAAUCAUCCAGAGCUGUUUGAGCGACAAGAAACUUGGUCUCCAUUUCACAUUUCCCUAAAGCCAUACCAGAUUUCAAAGUUCAUCUACCGUCAUGGACAGAUCAGGGUCUUUAACCACUCACGGGACAGGUGGUUACGGGUUUUACUUUCGCCAUUUGCACCAGACCACAUCCAGCAGUCUCUCUUCCAUAGGAAGGGCAUCAAUGAAGAAAGCUGUUUUUCUUUCCUCCGGUUUAUUGAUGUCUCUCCAGCGGAAAUGGCAAACCUUAUGAAUCAGGGACAUUUAGCCAGAUGGUUAGCUCUUUUCCUGUCACUGAAAGCAUCCUACAGGCUCCAUCACAUGCGCUCCUGGAUGGAGACCGAAGGGGAGAAACAGCAGGGAUCACAUUGUCUGAGGAACAGGGAUUUCUUGCUAGAAUGUCUAUUUAAGAGGAGUUUCUCUUUGUAGACAUAGUAACUUCCUAAUUUAAAUUUUUUUUUUUUUCAGAACCUCGUGUUCAGUAGCCACUGUAAAGCAGUUACUGGCUAUUCAGAUCAUGUCAUACAUCGAAGGAGAUCAGCUACCUCAUGUGUACGGUGCUGCCAGGUGACUGAGCUGCCAUCCUUCCUGUGCAUAGCCAGUCCACGGGUAACAGCUGUGGCACUGGAAUUGUACUGCAAUGACCGAAGUGCAGAAUACGAGCGCCGGGCACUAAAGGAAGGAGGAUGUCUUGAAGCAAAGCAGUGUGUACUCAAUGGAGCUCCUGAGCUAGCAGCUGACUGGCAGAAGCAAUGCUCCCAGUUCUUCCCAGAGUAUCCAGGAGGGCUGUUAGGAAUCAGGCCGCAAAAUGGCUGGUCUUUUAUCAGGAUACCGGACAAAGAGAGUCUGAUCACUGACAGUGGAAAACUUCAUGCUCUUGAUCUUCUGUUGACACGGCUGAAAUCUCAAGGACACAGAGUUCUCAUCUACUCCCAGAUGACGCGGAUGAUUGACUUACUGGAGGAAUACAUGGUUUAUAGGAAACAUACCUACAUGAGAUUGGAUGGUUCUUCAAAGAUUUCUGAACGAAGGGACAUGGUAGCAGAUUUUCAGAACAGGAAUGAUAUUUUUGUGUUCCUGUUAAGCACAAGAGCUGGAGGCUUGGGCAUUAACCUUACAGCUGCAGAUACGGUAAUUUUCUAUGACAGUGAUUGGAACCCAACAGUAGACCAGCAAGCCAUGGACCGGGCACACAGGCUGGGUCAAACAAAACAAGUCACUGUGUACCGGUUGAUAUGUAAAGGCACCAUUGAGGAGCGCAUCUUACAAAGGGCUAAGGAAAAGAGUGAGAUCCAACGAAUGGUGAUUUCAGGUGGCAAUUUCAAACCUGACACCUUGAAGCCAAAAGAGGUGGUCAGCCUUCUGCUGGAUGAUGAGGAACUAGAAAAGAAAUUGCGUCAGCGUCAAGAAGAGAAGCGACAGCAAGAAGAAACGAAUCGUGUGAAGGAACGUAAACGUAAAAGGGAAAAAUAUGCUGAAAAGAAGAAGAAGGAGGAUGAAUUGGAUGGGAAGAGAAAGAAAGAGAGCAUGAACCUUGUGAUCCCAUUUGUUCCCUCGGCUGAUAACUCCAACCUGUCUGCUGAUGGGGAUGACUCCUUCAUUAGUGUAGACUCUGCCAUGCCCAGCCCUUUCAGUGAGAUAUCCAUCAGCAGUGAAUUACAUAUGGGCUCUAUCCCUCCCGAUGAGAGCAGUAGUGAUAUGCUUGUGAUUGUGGAUGAUCCAGCUUCUUCAGCACCUCAGUCAAGGGCAACAAACUCUCCUGCUUCCAUUACUGGCUCAGUUUCAGAUACCAUGAAUGGUGUUUCAAUGCAAGACACACCUCUCGCUGGGAGAGGUCAGUCAAGUCGAAGUCGGGGUCGUCCCAAAGGUUCAGGCAGUGGAUCAAAAGGCGGCACUGGGAAAGGCAGAAGCCGGAAAUCAAUAGCAGGAAGCGCAGCUGCAAUGGCAGGUGCCAAAGCAGGGGCAGCAGCACCCUCUGCAGCAGCAUACGCAGCGUACGGGUACAACGUCUCGAAAGGCAUGUCUGCAAGUAGCCCUCUGCAAACUGCAAUUAUUCGGCCUUCUGGACUUGCAGAUUUUGGACCUUCAAGCGCCUCUUCUCCCUUGAGCUCCCCUUUGAGCAAAGGAAACAGUGUUUGUGGGACCCCCAAAAGCUUAAACCUGACCAGCAGUCUCAUAUCAGAAGCUCCAAUUCGGAAGCAAAGCAAAGGUGCCCACACCUCAGGUAGUCGGUAG